AUAUUGUCAGAACUGUCAUUUCGUGUGUGUGUGUUUACCAUUUUGAUAAUUAUACAACUUUACUAGUGUCUAUUCAGACCAUGCAUAUACAUUCAUUCAGUCUGAUUGUACCAGAUGGCGUAACUAUAGUAUUAGUUAGAUGUUCAUCUCAGAUCUUCAGGCACUCUGGAUAUUUUGACUUGUCCACCUGCACCUACAAAUUGUCUUAAAGAAAUUGAAAAACCAGGACUGGGAGACAUGAUAGGGUAGCCUACUUUAGCACUUGUAACACUGCAGAAUGCGAAGGGCUAACUUAAUACACCGUCAAAUAAAAAUUCCAGGUAGGGGAGUGCACACGUUAAAACAAACGUUGGAUGCUCGUCAAUGCCAUAUAAAAGUUUCUUGGUGGUUGUAACCAGGGCCGAAGUCAGAAAUUAAUUUCAAACUCGUUAUUGUACUCCAUAGCCCUCCCAAUUAUUAUUUUUUUUUUUGGGGGGGGCAAACCCCCUGAAUAGGAUGCCCAUGUAACACAAUACACAUCCUUUAAGAAGAAAACUGGAGACACCAGUUCACCUAACUCUGCAUGACUAAGAAUGCAAAUAUAUUUCAUUUAUUUCGAAAAAGUGAUAGGUAAAAGCCUAGAAUGUUCUAUAAAAUACUGCAAACGCAUAAGGUUCUAGGGAAAUCAUUUAAAUGAAAACUCUGAUCUUAGUCUAUUUGUAUAUUUUUAGAACACGUGUUGCUAUUGUUUUCUCUACUAAAAAAAGCGCGCUUUUUUAAGAGUUAUCGUACGUUCUUACGUUAUGACGUAACCGAUGACUGGCACGCAGUCACGCGUGUGGUGAGUUCCUGCGCUGAAUUCAAAAGUGCAGGAGUAGAUCACGGUUUGUUUACCAAAUUCUACUUUUGAAAUUACUAUAUUUAGAAUGUCAGAUUUAAAUGCUAUUUCGGCUUUUAAAAGUGAAGUUGCGUCUAUUUUGGACGCAUUGGUUAAGGUUGCUACGGUAGACAUUAUCAAACUUUUCGAGGGUCGUUUCAUAAUAUCUCAUGGUGGUGGUCUAGCGAGUAAUCCGUCUCCUUGCGAAGACGCAGAGACAGAGUGUGACUGGAGGGAAGUCGGAGGAAGGAGUAACCGCACUGUGGCCGUGCAGGUCGGAGGAUCGGAAAGAAUGGAAAACGCCCUGGUGCAUAAGCAGAAGUGUCCCAGUGCUGAAGCUCAAGAUGGAUUUUUUUUGGAAAACUGUGCCAGUGAGGUACCUCUACCUGGGAACGUUAUUGAGAUCACUGACUGCGACCAGGAUCCAGUUGACAUCAAAGUUGAAUGUGCUACGUUCGAGUGGACAGACCCCUACUCCUUAUCGGUCAAGCAGGAGAUGGUGGAAGAUGAGCGUUGGAUCAGUGGUGUACAGGGAAAGGAGGCAAGCAAAGCAGAAGGUUCCCCUGAAAUGACCGUUGUUGACCUGGGUGCGUCUGUGUCCAUCCUGGGUGAGACCUACGUAAUGACCCUGUCGGCAGACGGCCUAGAGGGGAAUCGCACGCUUUCCGGGGAAAAGGAUGAACCUGGCAUGCAGAGCAAAGAUGGCAAAGGUCCCCCGCAGCUCACGCCGUACUGGGUAGCCGAAGACCCUCCCAGUGCUUCGUUAGACAGCAGCCAUGGCAUAGGUUACGUAGCCGGGGUUAGCUAUGAGCCGGAUCCCACAAAGAAGGUUAUUGUCAUUCCCAUGCCCGAUUUAACCAGCCCACAUGGAAAAGAGACCGAGACUGAAUCCUCUCACACUGCAUCCAGCUUGGGCGGCAGUGUUGGAAGCGGAACCUCGGCAUGUACCUCAUCUUGCUCGAGCAGCCCCGAUGUGCUGCAGAUGCCUCCAGAUCCGGAGGCUGGAAGCGGGAUGGGGAUGAACUCCUCCGAGCUGCUCAGUCUGUUAAAGCCGUGCUCAGUGCAGUUAGUCAAUGUGAUGUCAAGCUCAGAAAUGGGCACCAAGAGACAGAUAUCUAAGUGUGGGAAGCAGGGAAAUGUGCCGAAAGACCUCCGCGUGCACCAGGGCCUGCACACAGGGAAGAGGCUCUGCUGUUUUACAUACUGUGGGAACGGCGUGUGGCGAGUGCACGGCGUCCCGAGCCAGGCGAAGUACUACGAAUGCGAUAAGUGCAACAAGAAAUUCAGGCGCAGGAAGAUGCUGAAAAGACACCAGCGCUUCCAUACGGGAGAGAGACCGUACUCCUGCCCAAAGUGCCUGAAGAAAUUCACGCUGCGCAAGAGCCUCCGACGGCACGAGAGGUUUCACACGGGCGAGAAGCCGCACACGUGUCUCGUCUGCGGGAAAACUUUCCGUCUGCGUGAAAGCCUCAGGUGUCACAUCCGCUUCCACACGGGGGAGAGACCCUUCGCUUGCUCGCUGUGCAAGAAACAAUUCAGGGUCCUUAGAAAUCUUGACAAACACCUGUUUACACACAUAGGUGUUAAUGUAGACCAAGCCAAGCCUUGUGCAAAAGGAAACGUGAUUUAAAAUCAGGGAUUAAAAAGAAAAUUCUUUUUUUUUUUUUUUUUUUUGCUUGCAUUGAUUUGUCAUGAGUGGGAACAAUUGACCUAGAUAUGAAUUGUGCUGAAAUGAUUCAUACCGGUUUUACUUUUUCUGUAAUUUCUGUUUAUGGCAUUGCCAUUUUAAUUGUGCUGACUAGCAGUAUAACAUUCACUGUACAUUUUACAAAUGAGAUGCAGAGCAUUUUUUUGCGUUUGUACACUGAGCACACCAGGCUCUUCCUGGUUUGUCAGAAGUAGCUGCAUGUGUGAAUAAUGCCUGCAGUCAUUUCUAGUUCCGGAAUAGACCUGUUUGAGUCACAUUUUUAGGUUUUGUCUGCGUGCUGAUGCUUGGCCAGGAGAGGGAGCUCUAGGACUGACCGGUAUCUGUUAAAUCUCCUUGUCUUAGUUACAUCACUGUUAUAUCGUUGCCAACAAAGAUGUAUUUUUUUUUUUAUUUGAACAGAACUCUAGUUCUAAUGGAGCUCCUGAAUGAGUUGCAGAUUAAAUACGAAUAGGCUUACCUCGUCUUUGCUUAAGACCAGUUUUGUCGACAAUCAUAGCUCAUUGUUCGCAUGAGCUGUAUGACAGCAUUACCCAGUUCUGGUGCUAAAGGGCCAGAAUCCAACAGGUUGCAGAUUUCCCUGCUAAAACACGUCUUGCUUAGCUAAUUACCAGUUUUAGUAGGUGCAUUUGAACAGGAACAUUUGCAGACCGUGUAGGAUUCUCGCCCUCCAGGAGUGUAAUUGGGGAACCCUGUCCUGUUCAAUCUGGCAGUUUGCCUAGCUUUAUGUCACCAAAAUGAUUUUCAUUGUUCCUCUGUGCAUACUGGGUCAUGCAGGCCUGGACAGGGAGUAUAAUUUAGCCCACGGCAGUUUGCCAACUGGGGAGGAAUCCCCUGAUAACUUUUGCCGAGUGAUGCAUUUUGCCGACUGCAGGGAUUCCCUCGAUAAUUUCAAAAAUGAUUAUUAUUUUCCCGGCACACACACCCCCAUCGGCCCACCGGGAAAAUGCCCGAUGGCCCAGUUCUCUCUGGUCCAUCCUCAGUCCACCACCUGGGCAGUGGUGGCCCUUCUCACAAGGACUUUCAUCUGCAGGAUGCAAAAUGAUGACGAGUCAGCAGGUGUGUGUUAAAGCAGUGCGUGUAUUACCUCGGCCAUGAGGCGCUGCACACGGUCAGUGUGGGCCGUCUACCGAAAACCACAAAGUACUGAAUGAUGGAUAUGUGAUUUUGGGGUGGAAGUGGCGGUUGGAAGUAUCGGUAUUUCUGUCCUGUUAGGACUAACACGCUUACGGAGCUGCAUUUUCUUCCAAGUGCCUGGAUAAAACUGAGAACACUGAAGAGGAAAUCGGCAGUCAGCCAAUUACACUGAAUGAUAAUGCAGUGCUUUUCACUUUAUUGAAAAUUGACUUUUUUUAUGUUUAUUUGGGCAGUUCGCAUAUUAGAAAUGUAGCUUUUAUACUUGUUCCAAGCUUAUCUCAUUUUAGACUUUAUUCUGUAUGUUGUAUACAAGUAUGACUUUAACUGAAAGCCUUUUGUAUUGCUUAAAACAUUGAAUAAAAGGAAUAAAAACA
Messenger RNA from Paramormyrops kingsleyae, 4072 nucleotides. RefSeq lists its product as uncharacterized. Gene Ontology annotation, molecular function: RNA polymerase II cis-regulatory region sequence-specific DNA binding; DNA-binding transcription factor activity, RNA polymerase II-specific. Lineage: Eukaryota; Metazoa; Chordata; Actinopteri; Osteoglossiformes; Mormyridae. Gene Ontology annotation, biological process: regulation of transcription by RNA polymerase II. The record is from RefSeq and is a predicted model, not a curated record.